AUCUCAAACGAACGCAGAGUACUUUGUUUGUUUAUUCUGUUGUCAAUGUUGUUGUUGUCUCUAUAUUUGUAUUUAUAUAAAAAUAUAUACAAAAUUUUAUUAUAUCUUUUAUGGUCAGGAAGAUCAAAAUAAAAAUUAAUUUUGACUUCGUGACAGUAAAAGAAUAAACACUAAUAUCAACACAAACCCUGAGUUCGUAAUUGUUGAACAUAAAGCAUUGUAUGUAUAAAAAAGAGCUGUAUUCAUUGUGUAUAAAACGAGGAUUGGUAUCAGAUACGGAAAGGUAAGCCAAAGUAACAGACCCUUAGAUGCUCAACAGUUAUGGCAGAUGAUGAAGAUGUUGUAGAGGAGGAGCCAGAAACAGUUGGUGGUACUGGUGACAGUGAACUUGGUAUCAGUCCAAUAGAGGCAGUGAAACCGUUAGCUCCACCAAAGUAUGAAGUACGACCUAGUCUUGGAGAGAAAUUUCAGGCCCAAAAUAUACGCGACAUCAUAUUGUCGACGAUGCAAGAACAACUGACAGGGCGGCAGUAUCGCGCUGACCAAGCUCCACGAUGGGCUAAAGUAAUAGCCAAUGCUGUCAGACAGCGUGUACAAGAACUUGAUAUGAAGAGGUACAAAAUAUUAGUUCAGUCGACGAUAAUAGAAAUGAAAGGGGCAGGAAUUAAGUGCGGACAACGAUGCAUUUGGGAUCCAGAGACGGACGACUAUAUUGAUGAUCUGUUCAAGAACGACAGUCUAUUUUGUUAUACGAUUGUUUACGGUGUCUAUAUGUAUUAGAUAUAUAUAUAGAUGCACUGUAAUGUUUUAAUGAAAAUGUAAAAUUACAUGUAACCAAUUUUCUGCUGAGAAGUUUUGAACAAGGCAGUAGUUGUGAAUUGCAUUAGAAGCACUUGGCACUUGAAUUUUUUGUUGAUAAUGUUAUUAUGCACGGCACCAGUGAAUUAUAAAAGGAUUAUGAAAUUAAGUCGGUUACUCUAUUCUGUUGACUUCAUCAAGAAUUAAAUAGCAUGGUUUCCAGAAGGAUGGCCUGGAAGGUACAGCCUGAUAAUAAUAAUGAUAUACCCUAUAAUGGGACCAAUAUUGAUUACUGACAAUUCCUGGAUUUCAACGUAAGUCUUUGGUUACUCUAUAUAAGGAACUUGGAGUGCAAAUAAUAAAUAGUUGUUGAAAUAAUUAAGUAAUAAAAUGUAAGGCUGAAUUUAGCUAAUAAAUUUUUUGUUUAAUUGGA
Messenger RNA from Achroia grisella, 1231 nucleotides. Its product is annotated as dynein light chain Tctex-type protein 2B-like. The transcript is spliced from 5 exons. Lineage: Eukaryota; Metazoa; Arthropoda; Insecta; Lepidoptera; Pyralidae. Gene Ontology annotation, cellular component: cytoplasm; cytoplasmic dynein complex. The record is from RefSeq and is a predicted model, not a curated record. Gene Ontology annotation, molecular function: dynein intermediate chain binding. Gene Ontology annotation, biological process: microtubule-based movement. The coding region runs from base 322 to 780 and encodes 152 amino acids.